Molecule: messenger RNA, 795 nt
Organism: Leishmania braziliensis MHOM/BR/75/M2904
Lineage: Eukaryota; Euglenozoa; Kinetoplastea; Trypanosomatida; Trypanosomatidae
Product: putative vacuolar ATP synthase subunit d
Exons: 1
Coding region: 1-795 (264 amino acids)
Cellular component (GO): proton-transporting V-type ATPase complex; vacuolar membrane
Molecular function (GO): proton-transporting ATPase activity, rotational mechanism
Source: RefSeq, a predicted model, not a curated record
AUGUCGAGUACAAACCGCUACCCGGCCCUGCCGAGCCGCAUGACGCUCAUCGCCUUCAAGACACGUCUGAAAGGCGCGCAGAAGGGGCACAGUUUGUUGAAAAAGAAGGCCGACGCCCUGGCACUGCGCUACCGCAUAGUGAUGGGUGAGCUGCACUCAGCGAAGCUCGAUAUGGCGAACCAGAUCAAGGGCUCCUACUUCACCAUCACUCAGGCACAAUUUAUUGCUGGAGAUAUCAGUCUUGCCGUGCAGGAGUCGCUCAAAAUCCCGACGUACCGGAUGGAGUUGCAGGUAGAGAACAUUGCUGGGGUACAGGUACCAAGCUUUCACACGCAGAACGGCGACGCCGCCGAAGGCCAGAGCACUGCGACGGUGGCCGCCGCAGGCUCUCUCACAACUGGUCUGGGUAAGGGUGGUGAGCAAAUCAAGGAGGCAUACUUCGCCUUCCGGCAGACUCUAUCGCUUCUCGUCAAAAUAGCGUCACUGCAGACGAGCUGGAUUACGCUAGAUAUCGCUCAAAGAGUGACGAACCGCCGCGUAAAUGCUCUGGAGAAGGUAGUCAUUCCACGCUUGCAGAACACUCUCAGCUACAUCACGUCGGAGCUAGACGAGCAGGAGCGUGAGGAGUUCUUCCGACUUAAGAUGGUGCAGAAGAAGAAGAAGGCUAUGGCCAAGGUCCAGCAAGCCGCGCGCGACGCUGAGACGGUAGCCCUCGCGGCGGAGCGGACGCGGCAGCGCAACCUCCUCAUGGCCCAGUACGACGGUGGCGUCGUCGAGGCAGACAUGAUAGUGUAA